CGUGACUUCAACUUCACUUUCAUCAGUUGAAAACGAUACCUCACCACCUACCCACCGACCGUCCGUAUCUAUCUCCAUUCUUCCUCUGCAUUUGUCGCCACCAUGGCCGACGCAGUUUCCAUCGAGCAGAACAACAAAAUCCGAGCCGCGCUCGGAUUAAAACCCCUGCCUGUUCCUGGCGCCGAAUAUGAAGACGACUCCGACGACUCGUCCGGCUCCGAAGAUGAAGACCCCGCCAGUACCCUCGAGUCGCGCGAAGCGAUGGCUGGAUCCAACUGGAAGAAGAUGCAGGAUGAUGCCGAGGCGAAACGGAAACGGGAAGAGAGAAACGCUGCGAUCAAGCGGGCACGAGAGCUGGCGCAGAGAGAUGCCAAGUUACAAGGCACCACGCUGGGUGAAUCGGGCGAUGCGGACCAGGAUACCAAGGCGUGGCUGAUGCAGGCGAAGAAGCGACAGAAGAAGAUCGAGAAGGAGCGGGCGCGCAAGCUGGCGGAGGAGCUGGAGGAACGGGAACGUGCGGCGGAAUACACGGCGGUCGAUCUGGCUGGCAUUAAGGUUGGGCAUGAGGUGGGCGACUUUGAAGGGGGUGAGGAUCAUAUUCUUACGCUGAAGGAUGCGACGAUCGAUGAGAACGAGGAGGAGGGGGAUGAGUUGGAAAAUGUUGAUUUGAGGGAGAGGGAGAAGGCUACGGAGCGGACAGAGUUGAAGAAACGGAAGCCGGCGUAUGAUCCUACGGAAGAGAACUCGAGUAUCCUGGCACAAUAUGAUGAGGAGAUUGAUGGUAAGAAGCGGAAACGCUUUACUCUGGAUGCUCAAGGGUCUACGGUGGAGGAGCGGGAGGCAAAGAGACAGGAGGUGUCGGGCAAAUUGAACAAGAAUAUCGUCAGUUUGGAUCUGGAGACGGAGACGACGACACCGGCGUCCGACUACAUGGAUAUCAGCGAGAUCAAGAUCAAGAAGCCCAAGAAGAAGAAGGCGAAGGCUACGAAACAGAGAGCUGUUAUUGAUGACGACGAACUAUUCCCUACGACCGAGUCGACGAGUACCCCGAAUGACAACGCCAUGGAGGUUGAUACUAAUAACGGAACACCCGUUCCCGCGCCCGCCCCCAAGAAGUGGGCAAGUGAGGAUGUCUCGUUUGUCGAUGAUGAUGAUUUACAGGCCUCGCUUACCCGCCAGAGACGUGCUGCGUUUAAGAAGCGACAAAAAGUGCGACCGGAGGAUCUUGCUCGACAGCUCAGAGAAGAGGGUUCUCAGACACCGAUGGAAACAGGCACGCCCGAUGGGAACGAAGAAGAGCCCGGCCUCGUGAUCGACGAAACCUCGGAGUUUGUCUCCAACCUACAGAAACCUACCCUUCCAGAGCGCCGCGAGAGACAAACCACGACGCCCGCCGAGGAGUCACGUGCUAAGAGUGAAGGCCCCAGCAUCAAGGCAGAGGACGAGGAUGUGGAAAUGGGGACCUACAAUGAUAUCGAGGACGAGGAAGAUCUCAAAGAACGGGUCAAGCGCGAGGAGUCGCAGGCCCAGCAACAGAUCAGUACUACAGGUUUGGACGAGGAAGCGACUUUGGAUCAAGGUCUCGGCGCUACGUUGAACAUGCUCAAACAGCGUGGUCUGGUCAAGGGAUCCGACGCCGCAGACAACAAUUCUCUACUGCGCGACCGCCAUCGCUUCCUGCAGGAGAAGAUGCGCAUGGAGACCGACGCGGAGAAACGCGCUCGGCAGCAGCGUGAACGCGACCGCGCCUCAGGCAAGCUGGACCGGAUGUCAGCGCGCGAGAGAGAAGAAUACGCUCGGUGGGAGAACAAGCAGCGCGAUCAGCAGGAGGCGCGACACAUGGCAGAGGUGUUCAACCGCGAAUACAAGCCGGACGUGCAGCUCAAGUACGUGGAUGAGCACGGUCGCGCGAUGAACCAGAAGGAGGCAUUCAAGCACCUCAGUCAUCAAUUCCACGGCAAGGGCAGUGGUAAGAUGAAGACAGAGAAGCGGUUGAAGAAGAUCGAAGAAGAGAAGAAGCGCGAGGCGAUGAGUGCGCUGGACAGCAGUCAACACACGGGUAUGAACAACGCCAUGGGAGCGACAGCGCGCAAGAACCGCCAGGCCGGUGUGCGACUUGGCUGAGAGUGGUGUUGCUUCUCUCGGGUUGUUGUAGCAGAUGAUGACCUUCACCGAACGACCUCUAUUCAGGAGGCACAUUAAUGAUCCUCAGCAGAUAUUUUUCUAGGCUAUGCGAUGUUUGUACAGAUUAUACC
Messenger RNA from Aspergillus costaricaensis CBS 115574, 2255 nucleotides. Its product is annotated as U4/U6-U5 snRNP complex subunit SNU66. Gene Ontology annotation, biological process: mRNA cis splicing, via spliceosome; maturation of 5S rRNA. Lineage: Eukaryota; Fungi; Ascomycota; Eurotiomycetes; Eurotiales; Aspergillaceae. The record is from RefSeq and is a predicted model, not a curated record. The transcript has a single exon. Gene Ontology annotation, cellular component: U4/U6 x U5 tri-snRNP complex. The coding region runs from base 103 to 2124 and encodes 673 amino acids.